AUGAAGGACUUAGGCCCGGUGCACUUCUUCCUCGGCAUCCAAGUGCGCCGCACGGCCGCCGGCUUCUUCCUUUCGCAGGGACAGUACGCCGACGACAUACUUGCCCGUGCCGGCCUGGUCGACUGUAAGCCGGCACCGACACCCGUGGGCACAAAGGCCAAGGUCUCCAGUACAGCAGGGCAGCCCUACAAUGAUCCGACGUUCUAUCGUAGCAUUGUCGGGGCCCUCCAGUACCUCACACUCACGCGGCCGGAUUUGUCUUACGCUGUGCAACAAGUAUGCAUUCACAUGCACUCGCCGGGGGACGUGCACUGGACACUUGUCAAGCGGAUUCUCCGUUAUGUUCAUGGCACGAUGCACAAAGGUCUACAACUCCGGCGUUCUUCUACACCGUCGCUCACCACAUACUCCGACGCGGACUGGGCCGGCUGUCGAGACACGCGCCGCUCGACGUCCGGCUUCUGCGUUUUCUUCGGCGACUCUUUGGUGUCGUGGUCCUCCAAACGACAGUCUGUCGUGUCUCGCUCCAGCGCCGAGGCUGAGUACCGGGGUGUGGCGAACGCGGCUGCUGAAUGUUGCUGGCUCCGUCACCUUCUCGGCGAACUUCACGUCAAGCUCGAGAAAGCUACACUUGUGUACUGCGACAACAUCUCCGCUGUUUACCUGUCCAAAAAUCCAGUUCACCAUGGUCGUGCUAAACAUGUGGAACUGGAUAUCCACUUCGUCAGGGAAAAGGUGGCUGUUGGGGACAUCCGCGUCGCACACAUUCCAACUCGACAACAGCUCGCUGAUAUCAUGACGAAGGGAUUGCCCACAUCGCUGUUUGAAGAUUUCCGAUCCAGUUUGUGCAUCGUCGACGACGCACCAACUGCGGGGGGUGUCAAAGUGGCUGAUUAUUUGCGUGUUGCAUCUCAAACUCUUUCACUUAGCAAUCUACGGGGUGUGCGCGCAGUUGCAGACUACAACUUGAUCUCUGUCAGCACGUACGAGACUCCUCUCAGCAACCAAACAGCAUAUGAGGAAAGAGAGAUGGGCGUUUUACAUACUCGAUGA
Oryza brachyantha (malo sina) is the source of this 1053-nucleotide messenger RNA. RefSeq lists its product as uncharacterized. NCBI's taxonomy places the organism in Eukaryota, Viridiplantae, Streptophyta, Magnoliopsida, Poales, Poaceae. The transcript is spliced from 2 exons. The record is from RefSeq and is a predicted model, not a curated record. Bases 1 to 1053 code for a protein of 350 amino acids.